Messenger RNA from Anneissia japonica, 3089 nucleotides. RefSeq names its product MMS19 nucleotide excision repair protein homolog. Gene Ontology annotation, biological process: iron-sulfur cluster assembly. Bases 11 to 3061 code for a protein of 1016 amino acids. NCBI's taxonomy places the organism in Eukaryota, Metazoa, Echinodermata, Crinoidea, Comatulida, Comatulidae. The transcript is spliced from 22 exons. Gene Ontology annotation, cellular component: MMXD complex; cytosolic [4Fe-4S] assembly targeting complex. The record is from RefSeq and is a predicted model, not a curated record.
UUUAAACAAAAUGGCUGCGCCCGUGUGGCAGGCAAAUGUAGAUGAAUAUGUAUGGGGAAACCAAGAAAGUAGCCUUCUGGUUGUAACAAAUGUGAUAAAUAAUAAUGAAGUUAAGUUGCUGGAGCUCAUAGAAUAUCUUGGAAGACACUUGUUGAGUACAAAUCAUGAUAUCCGAGCAAGGGGCACCCGAUUUCUUUCUGAAAUCUUGCACAAUAUUCCAAAAGACAAACUUACAACUCCAGAAGUUGGUCAUCUGGUGUCAUUCUAUUGUGAUAGAUUAAAGGACCAUCAUUCCGUGACCCCUCAUGCAUUGAUGGGGUUACUGGCUCUGAGCGACUGUCAGAAUCUCGCUGUUGGUGAUGCAGUGUUGAUGGUACAGGCCAUCAUAAAAGAAGUACAUGUCCAGACACUAAUGCAAGUUGACCGUCGAUCUGUUUACAAUAUUGUGGAAAGGUUUCUAGAUACCAGGCUGACCGAAUUGCAGAAAUUAGGGAAUGAUUUUGUGUAUGGCUAUAUGCAAGCAAUGGAUGGUGAGAAAGAUCCGAGGAACUUAAUAAUUGUGUUUAGAUGUAUUCCGAUCAUUAUUCACAAUUUUCCAUUUGAGAGGUUUUCUGAGGAACUGUUUGAAGUUACCUCCUGUUACUUUCCAAUUGAUUUUAGCCCACCCUCUAACGAUCCUUACGGUGUGACAACACAAGAUUUGGUCCUAGGAUUACGAAAGUGUUUAUCAGCUACUUCAAAGUUUGCUGAGUUUUGUUUACCAAUGCUAAUGGAAAAGGUUUCAUCAGAUAUACCAGGUGCGAAAUUAGACUCCUUUCAGACACUAACAGCCUGUGCAGUGUCAUAUGAUGCUAGCUCAUUUUCUGGAUACGUAGAAGCCAUAUGGUCAGCCUGCCGUAGAGAGGUAUUUCAGGCUGUAAACAAAGAUGUAGAGGCUGCUGCUUUAGAAGCACUCCGCCAUGUAAUCAAGAAGUACUCAUCUGCAGUAUGUGAUCAAUCGUCGUCUCGCACACUAGAAAAUUCAUUGGAUAUCAUACUUAAAGAAUGCAAGCAAUAUAUACAAGAGCCUGGACUUAGGUUGAUGAUGCCAUGCUGCGCUCUUCUGCAAGCAGUUGCCAGUGCUUCUGAUCCUGCAUGUUGUAAGGUUUUGCACUCGGUUAUACCUCAGCUGCUGGAACAAUACCAGCUUAACACCCAGACAACCAGUCGGCGAAAAGUCCUUGAUGCGAUUCUCAGCCUCCUCACCGUUACCAAGGAUAUGUUCUCAUCAGCAGAUGUCAGUCAUCCAGCCCUGUCGUUCAAAGAUGACAUCGUCGGUAUCCUCUGUAGCGUCCUACAAGACACCAGUCCAGAGCUACGUCAGACUGGUGUACGAGGGUUUGGAGUACUUGUGACGCUGGAAGCACUGCUGGUUGCUCAAGAUCUUGAUUUGGUUGGGGAACAUCUGGUUAAUGGUCUGUUUCAAGAUGCUGAUCCAGCUGUCAGAGUUCAGUGUUCAUACUCACUAGCAAGCAUGUGCUCCAAACAUCCUGAUAUAGUCAAAACAAAGCUAAUACCAAGAUUAUCAACAACACUGAGAACAGGAGCUGUUCCCAUGGAAACAGGAGAUACUGCAUCAAAAGAUUCAGUUAUAAAUAUGCUAGCUACCAUAGCAACACAUUCUGAUGUUAUACAGGCUCUUGUCACCCAAUUACUAGACUAUAUUUUCAGUAUCAGUAAAGACUUUAGCAGUGAAGAAAUUGUAGGUGUUUCUCUUCAGUGUGUUCUCGAUAUAGUGUUGAAAACAAGCACCAGGCAGAAUGAUGUUGAGUUUUAUGUAAAGAGUGUGUUACCACAGUUGGUGAAGAUGAUGGUGAACAGUUCCUUAUCAGUUACUGGACAAACGAGGGAGCUGUUCACUCAAGAAAAUAUCAUUAGGAAAUGUGCUUCCAUCAUUAGAAAUAUAUCACAGAAUUUGGAUGUGAGGCUUGGAGAAGAGCUAAGUGAAGGAAUUAUCCAUGGUUUUCUUGAGAAUGAUUUUACACAUUUUGGCUUCAGCACCCAUGAAUUUAAGCCCUUUUCUGUUGAAUCUCCGUGGCAACAAACUCAGCUAGUGGUGCUUCUCCUAGCAACAGUCUGUUCCGUCCAUCAAGAUGUUAAUCUUCUCAAUUGUCCAGUAUUGGCAGAGAGAUUAUUUAUCGUAGCAACACAGAGUGACCAUGGUCACACACAAACAUCGGCAGCUCAGUGCUUAGCAGGGUUGAUCAACAAAUGGCAAUCAGACGAGGAAUUGUUAAGAUUAUUAGAAAAUUACAAAUCAAGAUUGGAAGAGAUAGUAAAUGAUAGCAAUCAGUGUACAGAGGACAAAAAAUGUGCAGCAAUGAGGACAUGGAAUUGGAUCACAAAAGCAUUGGUUUUAAGAGGUCACACUAUGGCAUCGCAAUUUAUAUCAACAAUGAUCAGCCAUCUUGGAAGAAUCAACUUGGGUCAAGUUGCUGCUGAUGGUUUUAAGUGUGUGGUGACCGAAGUUCAAGAGGUCAUGACCUUAGCAUCACAUGCUAACAUUAGAAUUAUGUAUCGUCAGCGAUUUUUCUUGGAGACGAUUUCAAGAAUUUCCUCUGGAUUUCAAUCAACACAAAAAGAAUGUACGAAGUUUUAUUUACAAGCAAUGUCGCACCUUCUGCGUAGUGUUACCAAAGCUGUUCUACUCAAUGAACUUCCUCCACUGAUGCCAAUGAUUGUGCAUUCCUUAUUAUGUGAGGAUCUGACCCUUAACCUGUCCACAUUAGAAGUAUUAUCAACUCUCAUAAAGGAUGCACCACAGAUCGUUUCAAAAGAUGUCGAUGCUCUUCUACCGCAAAUGAUGAAGUUGGCCGGACGUGAACAAUCGAUGGUUGCACGUAUUGCAGCUUUGAAGUGCUUAGGUGACAUCACUACCUUACCACACCAUAUAGUAUUUCCGUAUAAGGAGAAACUGAUACGGUUCCUUGGAAAACGUUUAGAUGACAAGAAGAGGAUUGUGCGCAAAGAAGUUGUAAAAGCAAGGAAUAAAUGGUUUCUUUUAGGAGAAUUGAAAUCAUGAGCAGACGACAAAACUUUGAUUUGCAGAC